AUGUCCUCGGUAAGCAUCGCCACGGUGCAGCGCAUGUCUGCCAAGACGCUGUCGGAGAUGAUGCUCCACGACGACGGCGGCGCCUCCGACCGGCCGUUUGCCGUCAUCGACGUCCGUGACGACGACUUUAUCGGCGGACACAUCAAGGGCGCGACCAACGUGCCGAGCGCUCAGCUCGACGUCAUGAUGCCGACACUCCUCCGCAAGCUCGCGGACAAGCGGACCGUCAUAUUCCACUGCGCGCUGAGCCAGCAGCGGGGGCCGACGGCGGCCCUGCGUUACCUUCGCGAGCGAGAGCGGCUGGCCGUCGGGGGCGAGCCGAAGCAGGACGUCUUUGUCCUCGAUCGGGGCUUUCACGGGUGGCAGCAGGUGUACGGCACGGAUGAGCGACUGACGGAGGCCUACAGGAAGGAACUCUGGGAGGACCUCUGA
Molecule: messenger RNA, 432 nt
Organism: Drechmeria coniospora
Lineage: Eukaryota; Fungi; Ascomycota; Sordariomycetes; Hypocreales; Ophiocordycipitaceae
Exons: 2
Coding region: 1-432 (143 amino acids)
Cellular component (GO): nucleus; cytoplasm
Molecular function (GO): protein tyrosine phosphatase activity
Source: RefSeq, a predicted model, not a curated record